Empidonax traillii (willow flycatcher) is the source of this 2415-nucleotide messenger RNA. RefSeq names its product hydroxyacyl-CoA dehydrogenase trifunctional multienzyme complex subunit alpha (gene HADHA). Gene Ontology annotation, biological process: fatty acid beta-oxidation. The record is from RefSeq and is a predicted model, not a curated record. NCBI's taxonomy places the organism in Eukaryota, Metazoa, Chordata, Aves, Passeriformes, Tyrannidae. The transcript is spliced from 17 exons. Gene Ontology annotation, cellular component: mitochondrial fatty acid beta-oxidation multienzyme complex. The annotation marks the transcript as partial. Gene Ontology annotation, molecular function: enoyl-CoA hydratase activity; NAD+ binding; long-chain (3S)-3-hydroxyacyl-CoA dehydrogenase (NAD+) activity.
CUCCGACUGCUGGGAAUUCCUUUAACACCUGCACCGCCUCUCCCGUAGGUUAUGCCUGCCGGAACAUCUCCAGCUCCGCUGCCCUGCAGGCCAGGACCCAUGUAAGCUGCGACAUCAAAGGGGACGUUGCUGUCGUGCGUUUCAACACGCCGAAUUCCAAGGUGAACACCCUGUCGCAGCAGCUGAGCGCCGAGUUCACCGAGGUCAUGAACGAGAUCUGGGCCAACGAGGCCGUCAGGAGCGCCGUCCUCAUCUCCUCCAAGCCGGGCUGCUUCAUCGCCGGCGCCGACCUCAACAUGCUGGAAGCCUGCAAGACUGCUCAGGAAGUGACUCAGCUCUCUCAGGAGGGACAGAAGAUGCUGGAGAAGAUCGAGCAUUCCCCAAAGCCCGUGGUUGCUGCCAUCAGUGGCAGCUGCCUGGGAGGAGGCCUGGAGGUCGCCAUCGCCUGUCACUACAGAGUGGCAACAAAGGACAAGAAAACCGUCCUGGCCACGCCUGAGGUGAUGCUGGGUCUGCUGCCCGGAGCAGGGGGCACUCAGAGGCUGCCAAAGAUGGUGGGACUCCCCGCGGCCUUCGACAUGAUGCUGACCGGGAGGAACAUCCGCGCCGACAGAGCCAAGAAGAUGGGGCUGGUUGACCAGCUGGUGGAACCCCUAGGGCCGGGUGUGAAGGCUCCCGAGGCGCGGACGAUCGAGUACCUGGAGGAGGUGGCCAUCGGCUUUGCCAGGGGCCUGGCCAACAAGACCAUGUCUGCCAAGAGGUCCAAGGGGCUGAUGCAGAAGCUCACAGACUAUGCCAUGGCUCUGCCCUUCGUGAGGCAGCAAGUUUACAAGACGGUGGAGAGCAAAGUUCAGAAGCAAACCAAAGGACUCUACCCCGCUCCCCUGAAGAUCAUCGAGGUUGUGAAGACGGGUCUGGAUCAGGGCCGUGACGCCGGAUACCUCAUGGAGUCCCAGGUAAGGAGAUGGGUCAUUGGGAUGCACUACUUCUCCCCGGUGGACAAGAUGCAGCUGCUGGAAAUCAUCACCACAGACAAAACCUCCCAGGACACGGCGGCCUCUGCUGUCGCCGUCGGCCUCAAACAGGGCAAAAUCGUCAUCGUGGUGAAGCCCAGGUGGGCAGAGCUGAGCGGGAGCACUGGUUCCUACAUCCCUGAGGCCGGAGUGCAGGACCCUGCCAGGGGGGGCACUGCUGACCCUCCCUCUGCACUUGAGUUGCCCAGCAGAUUCUUCUGGGAGCCAGAAUCCCUGCUAACCCGAGCUCUUGGUCCUGCCCAGGUCAUUGGGAUGCACUACUUCUCCCCGGUGGACAAGAUGCAGCUGCUGGAAAUCAUCACCACAGACAAAACCUCCCAGGACACGGCGGCCUCUGCUGUCGCCGUCGGCCUCAAACAGGGCAAAAUCGUCAUCGUGGUGAAGGACGGGCCCGGAUUCUACACCACCCGGUGCCUGGGGCCGAUGCUGUCAGAGGUGGUCCGAGUUCUGCAGGAGGGCAUCGACCCGAAGAAAGUGGACGCCAUCUCCACAGCCUUUGGGUUCCCGGUGGGAGCCGCCACGCUGAUCGACGAGGUGGGCGUGGACGUGGCCACGCACGUGGCCGAGGACCUGGGCAAGGCCUUCGGGGAGCGCUUCGGGGGAGGCAGCAUCGAACUCUUCAAGCUCAUGGUGCAGAAGGGCUUCUUGGGUCGCAAGGCAGGGAAAGGCUUUUAUGUUUACCAGGAGGGAGUGAAGAACAGGAGUGUGAAUUCCGGCAUGGAUGAGAUCCUGGCACGGUUCAAGGUGCCGGCGAAUCCUGACGUCUGCUCGGACGAGGACAUCCAGCUGCGCCUGGUGACGCGCUUCGUGAACGAGGCGGCGCUGUGCCUGCAGGAGGGGAUCCUCAGCACCCCCGUGGAGGGGGACAUCGGCGCCGUCUUCGGCCUGGGCUUCCCGCCCUGCCUGGGAGGUCCCUUCAGGUUCGCCGACUCCUAUGGAGCCCGGCAGCUGGUGGACAAGCUGCGCAAGUACGAGGCCGUCUACGGCAGCCAGUUCACGCCCUGCCAGCUGCUGCUGGACCACGCCAACAGCCCCAGCAAGAAGUUCCACCAGUGAGGGACCCGGUGACGCACCCACAGCUCCCCACUGUCCGUAGGUUAAUCUCCAAAGCACCUGGGGGAGGAGAAGGGAGGGGGGCACCGGGCUGCCUCGUGGCUUGCAAGUCAUUUCAAGUGCCUUAUCAGCCACUGUGUGUUGGGCACCUCCGUCCCAGGCCAGCCUCUCCGUGCUGGAGAGGGGAUUUCUGCUGCCUCUGCCUCCGUGCUGCGGCCUCCAGAGCUCCCAAUCUGGCCAGUAGCAUCCAGCACAUGGCUGGAGCCGAGGCCUUGCCUUUCCAUGAACAUCUACCAAAAUAAAGCCCCGUCUCCCGGGUUUGGACUCC